This is a messenger RNA of Zingiber officinale, 1221 nucleotides long. RefSeq lists its product as uncharacterized. Lineage: Eukaryota; Viridiplantae; Streptophyta; Magnoliopsida; Zingiberales; Zingiberaceae. The transcript has 2 exons. The record is from RefSeq and is a predicted model, not a curated record. The coding region runs from base 185 to 904 and encodes 239 amino acids.
UUGCGAGUCCAAAUUGGUUUACUUGGGAAAAUGAUACAACCGAUGCAGCGACUUCUCUCUGACGACGAAAAUCUGCAACUUCCUUUAAUUUAUUCUCGCUGUGGCAAAUGGGAACAGGUUGACUGAGAAUCUCUUCAGGCUUCGAGGUGAUCACUACGGCGAUUGUUCGAGCACCGAUCAUUCCAUGGAGAGCCUCCGCCGCCACCGAUCCCCCGGCUCCAACCGCUUCCUCGGCAUCUUGUCGCCCUCGCCGCCCUCCGGCGAAUCCGCGGGCGCCGCCGUCGAGCUCCACGAAUCCGACGUCUUGUGGACCUCCAUCGCAGACGGGCAGGAGCCGGCGCCGCCUCCUCCGCCUGCCUCGCUGAGCGAACACCUUUCCUCUCGUUUCGCUCUCCCCCGCCCUCCCGACCGCGGGUUCGGAAUCCUUGCUGCCCUUCCGGAGGACGACGCGAGCGGCUCCUCCUCCCCGGUCAUCGCCGCUGGUCCGCAUCUCAUACAGAGGAAACCCUCGAUUUCUUCCGCGUCCUCCUCCGCUUCCAAUUCGCCAUCGCCCGCUUCCGCGGCCUCCGCGCGGAUGAUCCCCUCGGUUCCGAAGCCGAAGCCCGAGUACUCGCUCUCGACGCCGAGCGGGAGGGCGCACCAAGCGCACUCGCUUCCGGUCAAUGUGCCGGUUGUCCCCCGGAGGAUGAGACGAUUCGAGAUGGAGGAAAGUGGGGUAGUUGAUGAUGGAGACGGGGACGAUAACGAAAUGAUGCCGCCUCAUGAGAUCGUCGCCAGGAGCAGUGGAAGGGGGUCGCCCAAGACAACCUUUUCGGUCCUGGAAGGAGCUGGGAGAACGCUCAAAGGAAGAGAUCUGCGGCGCGUCCGUGAUGCUGUUUUUAGGCAGACGGGCUUUCUUGAUUGAUACGACGCAGAUUCAAGAAGAACCUUAUUUAAUCAACCUUGGUAAGUUGUGCAAGCUUCCUUGGCGGUUUAAACUUGAUUCAUGAUCGAUUUGAGUGUAAGAAAUUCCUUCAAUACAUUUUUUUCUCAUGUAAACUUCAUACUUGUUGCCUUCAUUUUGGAGCUUCUGUAGUUCUACUGCCUAACACCCCUGAUUGGAUGUUAUAUUUAAACGUACGCUAGGGGUUGGUAUUUACUAAUUUCUCUACAAUGCCCUGCGUCAAAUGACUGCAUAAAAUCAUCAUGCCACUAAAUUGUACAUUGCUUAGAUAUAUAUGC